AUGGGCAACGAAGCAUCCGCAUCCACCUCGAACUCUGCAUAUCCCUUUUCUUCCACUCACAAUGAAUACAAUGCUGAUACGGAUACGGAUACGGAUAAGAUCGCUUUCACUGGAGACAGAAAAAAUCAACAAUCUCGCUCCGAGGAGAUAUCAUCAUUGAUUCAUUUUGCAGAGUCCAACUAUGAAAGUAGACCAAAUGAAUCACUAUCCGCGUUGAUGGAAGCGAUGACACUCAACAGUGGUCCAGCCAGGGCCACUCAUGCCAUGAAAUGUAUCAAGGUUGAACUGGAACGACCGGAAAAUUUAGGCAAUGCCAUCCACACUGAUUUAUUCACGAAGCAACACUCAUCAAAUGAUCACAGAGUAUCAGUCCAAAGCAUGGAACCGGAUAAGCACCAACGUAUUGCCCAAAUUGUACAAAACCUCCUGGCCGAUCGAUCGACUUAUUUGUAUCAAAUGGGACAUCAGAAUAUUUUACAGCAGGCGAUGGAAGAUGGCAGCUCGGUUGUAUGUCGCCAUUGCAAUGGUAUGAUCCCCGCCAAGCGUUGGUAUCAGCAUCAGCAGUACUGGUGCCAAGUAACUGCGAAUAAUUUGCACACGGAAAUUGGCGAGAGCGACGAUGAUGUCAUGUGCUGUAAUGAUGAAUGA
Cylindrotheca closterium is the source of this 648-nucleotide messenger RNA. Lineage: Eukaryota; Bacillariophyta; Bacillariophyceae; Bacillariales; Bacillariaceae. The record is from the annotation of a GenBank genome assembly.